AGGCACCCACUCCUUCACCCACUCCGAGGGUCCGUUCGCUCAGCCUCAACACUUACUACUUACACUAAAUAGCCUCCGUGCCUUUACGGAGUAGGUAUCCAAGAUGCCUAUUUAACUUAGUAGGUAUGUAUCUACCUUAGGUACCUAGGUACUUUAGGUACGCACGACCACCAACCAUCCCCAGUCAAGUUCACCUUCACGGUCACGGUCACGAUCACGGUCAAAGCACCUGGCCACCCUGCACCUCCCUCCCCCAUCCUCCUCUCCUCCUUACGACUACACCUACACUUCGCUCCAAUUCCUUCCUCACUUCCUUCACCUUUGUCUUUCCACUCUCUCUUCACCCAACGUCAGCGGCUUCCUUGAGCUACUGUCAAUUUACCGCCUCCGCCUUCGCCUCAACAUCAACUACUCUUUAUUUCUUCGUCUUCAGUCUUGUCAUCCUACUACUUUGCCUCUCUAUUGUCUUAAUUUCAAAGUCCAACUUUCUCCCUCUCAUUGUGUUUGUUCAUUUCCAUCCCAACUAGUUGCUCCAAACCCAACCACCAUCACCAACGCCCGCACUUGCCACCUCACCAGACCACUUGCCCGACCAGCAAUUGAUCCACCACCUCCAACUUCAACCAACCAGUCCACAACCAUGUCCGGCACGACCUGCUGUUGACCGCUUUGUAUAUGAGCCUUUAAUUCUACCUUUUCGCCCCGUUUCUGACUUGUCCACCUCUUAUACCGACCUUCUACGACAUGUCCUCACCGAUACCGCCUGAUCCCUACGCCGCUCUGGGUGUUGCUCAGGAUGCCGACAUAUCUGCCAUCCGUUCCGCCCAUCGCAAGCUCGUUCUCAAGCACCAUCCGGACCGGAUCAAGGAUGAAGCUUUACGAGAGAAGGGCAAGGACGAGUUUCAGAAGGUACAACAGGCAUAUGAAUUGCUCAGCGAUCCCGCCAGAAGAUCACGCUACGACAACCGUGUCCGUUUGGCAGAACUCCAGAAAGAUGCCAUGAACAGAGAUGGUCCCCCCAGACCCGCAACUGCUACCCAUCAUCCGUGGCCGACCCCGUCAUCCACCUAUCCAUCUCAACCCUCUCCUCAUCCCCAUCGCGAGUACCGCGAGGACGGCAAUUUCUUCGAAGAGAUCAGACAACCAAAGACAGCACCUUUGUACGAGGACCGCUAUGCCUAUCACGAUCCCCUCCCUCGAACCACCUCUCGAAAACAUCCCGAGUACGAAAAGCGCGCCUCGGCACCCAAAUCCACAGAAAAGAAAUCGAAAAUGGCAAAUCCGUUUGUCACUGCUGGACUCGCUGCCUCUUUUGCCACCAAAUUGAGAUCACAGGCGGCAGAAAAGUCCAAAACGAGCAGGGCUGAUGAGAAGAGAUCGGACCGAGAAAAGAGGCGAGAGAGGUCGGAAAAAGUCUCCUCGAGGAAGCAUGCCUAUGUGGACGACGACUAUCAUUCCAGCGAUGAUUCCGACACUACCAAGAUUUGGCCUUCGACCAAACUUCCCUCACGCCCCAAACAUUCGGCAGAAAUGCCAACUCGCAGAACUUCAUCAAGAGCCGAACCAGCUGAAAUCGUCGAGGAGGAGAGCACCGAUGGGAAAUGGGAAAGUCUAUACAAUGAGGGCAAGGCCUACAUCAGUAAAGCCUCCAACAGGCCCGUUUUAGACCGAUCCGGCUCUGCAGCGUACCACUACUGGGAGUCUGGAGACAGCAAAGGCCGUAGAAGUGGAAGUGAUAACGAAAAGAGACCCACUUCGUCAAAGGGCCGUCGUGUGCCAGCCGAGGACUAUUUCAACACACCGUCUUUUGCCAAAUCCUCGUCUUCUCCAAGCAACCUCCGUGCUCACAUUGAAGAGAGGUCACCAAGGUCUAAUGUGGGGAGUCCUCGUGACCGAGACCGUGACCGAGACCGUGACCGAGACCGUGACCGUGACCGUGACCGUGAGAGAGAGCGAGAUCGAGAUCGAGACCGGGAACGAGAUCGGGAACGAGAUCGUGAUAGGGACAGGGACCAUGACCGCGAGAGGGACCGAGAACGGGAGCAUCGAAAAGGCAUUCCAAGCAUGACGCGUUCCCAUACGAUGCCAUCUCCAAAGUCAAGCUCUAAAAAAGACAGUGCUCCUCUGAAGGGCUCUAAUCUCCGGAGUGAAACGCAAAUGCACGACUCGGGCUACGGCAGCAGCUCCAGCCCUCACACUCCCGAAAUGCGUGAGCACAGCCCACCUCGAGCGUCCAAGGCCCGACACCCGUCCAUGACGUCGACCAAGUACCAAAUUGUUGACCCGGAAAAGGAAGCUGAGGAAGAUGCUCCACGUGCGCCUCGUGUGGGCAAACGGCUCGACGAUGACGACCGCUACCAUCAACGGUUCCACAGUCCAGAACCUUUGGCGAGAGAGCCCGACCGACGCAGUCGAGACCGUCCUGAGCGGCCGAGGGUGGAAACAAUGCGGUCGAAAUCGUCCCGCGGGGGAUCGAUGAUGCCAGAUGUCACGGGACAACCCCCCUCACCCAUCAGGCGAAGUGAGUCAGGACGAUUUGAGGAUCGAGCAUCACCGCGAUCACCCCACGAUACUCCGCCAAUCUCACGCCACAACAGCGGGCGAGACAAGCUCUUCAUGGAGAUGUCUCCCGACGAUCGAGAGCGGGACUCGCGGUAUAGUCGACCUGCUCCGGACAAGAUUCACAUGGCACCACGACGAGAUGCGACGACGGCCAAAUAUGCCACGUACCGCGAAUCGCCCGAGCAACGAGAUCCCGAGUACGCAUCACGUUUUCGCGAACCUCUCCGGGCAAGACGCCCCUCUAUCUUCUAGGCCAGAGUCAGGCGAACACUCAUUUACUUUUGUUAAUUUGUAAUCCAGCACUCCUUUAGCAAGCUUGCAUAUUGUCACUCCUUUUCUGCAUCCAUUUUGAAGUAUAUGCCUGUAUGACGGAGGCGUCCAAUUCCUGAUAUGGUUAUGGUCACGUGGUGCGAGAGGCGCGGCGGGGAUCGGGGGUUCUGUUCUGAAAGCAUGGGGGAUUUGGGGAUCUUGGCAGAAGGACUUGUGGUCUGUGGAAUAGCAAUGGAUCUGAUGGCGGUGAACAUGGACAAACUCAGGCCGACAGGACAGACUAGAUGCGACAUAUGUGGAUGAAGCAUAUGGCACACGGCAGAUGGCGGCGGUGGCGGCAGGGUGGCAGUCAGAAAUUGAAUGGCAAUGGAUAUGUAUGUCUUUUUUUUUGCGGAGUUGGCAAGAUGCAAGGAUGGAAUGCCGCCGGGAGCACCAUUACUACUAUAUUCGCCGUGUUCCCAAGAGGAAUUGACGCCAUGAUGAGGUAUGAGUUGAAAUGAAUAACGGUUCCAAAACAUCUGAUGAAUGAGAGUGUGAUAUGUUGCGUGCUGAGAGAGAUGACAGAUGAGAGAUGAGACAAGAUGGUUGGGAGCAGGCUGCUAUUUUACAUUUUACAAGGCGCGCGUUCUUUGCAGCAAAACCUCAGCAUAUAUGGUAAGGAAGGUGCGACUGCCAUCAUGGCAUCUACCUACUUCGUACCUACCACGUCUACCGAAUGACAAAUAACUUUCAAGUAUACUGAGGUAAGCACGGUGUAAACGACUUUGUAAAGAAGGUGCCAGGCACAGAGGCAAGG
Exophiala mesophila is the source of this 3628-nucleotide messenger RNA. RefSeq lists its product as uncharacterized. The transcript has a single exon. The coding region runs from base 745 to 2814 and encodes 689 amino acids. Gene Ontology annotation, biological process: protein refolding. Gene Ontology annotation, cellular component: cytoplasm. The record is from RefSeq and is a predicted model, not a curated record. NCBI's taxonomy places the organism in Eukaryota, Fungi, Ascomycota, Eurotiomycetes, Chaetothyriales, Herpotrichiellaceae.